Molecule: messenger RNA, 1081 nt
Organism: Drosophila elegans
Lineage: Eukaryota; Metazoa; Arthropoda; Insecta; Diptera; Drosophilidae
Gene: MED27
Product: mediator of RNA polymerase II transcription subunit 27
Exons: 3
Coding region: 71-952 (293 amino acids)
Biological process (GO): regulation of transcription by RNA polymerase II
Cellular component (GO): mediator complex
Molecular function (GO): transcription coactivator activity
Source: RefSeq, a predicted model, not a curated record
UCUCCCAUCCCUAUUAGCAUUUGGGAAAGAAAAACGUAAACAUUCGCUUUACCGGAUUGCAAUCGCAGCAAUGGACAAGUUAAAUUCGACUCUGACAGCCGUGAAGAACCUGCGAUUCAAUGUGAGGCAGUGUUUCGAGCACCUGGCCGACGGAACCGAUGGCGAGGGCGGAGAGGAUAGCCGGAAUAAGUUCGUGCACGAUUUCCAGGAGAGAUUCGGAGCCAUUAACUCGCAAAUGCGUGAGGUGGAGCAGCUAAUAAAUGGGCUGCAGGUGCCGCCAACGGCAUAUUCGCUGGGUAAUACGGCAUACCUGGCCCAGGAGACUUCCCAGGACCGGCAGGCGCUAUACCCCCAAUUGGUGAACAGCUACAAGUGGGUCGACAAGGUGCACGACCACAGUUUCCUGGCUUUCAACAAUCUCAACCAGAACACGCUAAGGCGCUCCUACAACUACUGCUCCCAGAAGCGACAGCGACUGCCAUUCUCCUCCUUCAACAAUGACCCAGACCACAUAGACAAGUUACUGAGUGAGAUCAACACCCCACCGCACACCUCGUACCGAAUAUUCCGUCCCUUUGGCACAAACGCGGUGGCCAUCGUGACCAUUAGCAAUGUAAUGAAGGCGGCCAUCGUGUUCAAAGGAGUGCUCAUAGAGUGGGUGACCGUAAAGGGAUUCGACGAGCCUCUGGAGCACGACGACCUUUGGGCAGAGUCGCGAUACGAGGUGUUUCGCAAGGUGCAGGAGCACGCCCACUCCGCCAUGCUGCACUUCUUCUCGCCCACGCUGCCCGAUUUGGCGGUGAAAAGCUAUGUGACCUGGCUGAACAGCCACAUCAAACUGUUCCUGGAGCCCUGCAAGCGGUGCGGGAAAUUCGUGGUUCAUGGACUGCCUCCAACUUGGCGGGACUUGCGAACCCUCGAACCUUUCCACGAAGAGUGCAGAAAUUGCUGAAGAUUUUAUUAAAAUAUAACACUGUUAGUUGUAACUUGUAUACUUCAUUUAUUUCAAAAAACAAAAAAUUAUAUGUACUUUGAAUGCAUGCGGGCGGAUUUUGAGAAAUCGCCGCGCUCGACUGAAUAA